Molecule: messenger RNA, 4511 nt
Organism: Ailuropoda melanoleuca (giant panda)
Lineage: Eukaryota; Metazoa; Chordata; Mammalia; Carnivora; Ursidae
Gene: PAK2
Product: p21 (RAC1) activated kinase 2
Exons: 15
Coding region: 369-1943 (524 amino acids)
Biological process (GO): protein phosphorylation
Molecular function (GO): ATP binding; protein serine/threonine kinase activity
Source: RefSeq, a predicted model, not a curated record
CCGGCGAGGGGCGGUGUUCUGGCCCCGCCCCUGCCCGCUCCCCGCCGUCGCCCUCCCCCAGGGUUGUGGCCACGCGCAGCGGCGGCGGCUGUUCCGCUUCCCCUCCGGCCCGGGCCGUCGCCAUUGCCGAAGGCUCCCUGCCCUCCCUUCCCGGCGCCCGCGGGGCUCGGCUGCCGCUCGGCCUAGCGGUAGCAGCGGCUGCGCUCUAGCGCAGCUCGUCUUCCCGCCCCGCUUCCCCUUCCGUCCCCGCCUGCCCCGCGCCGCGCGCUUGCCCGGGGCGGCUCCAGAGCCCGCCGGGAGCUCGGACCGAGGCGCCUCGCUGGGGCGGGGACCUUUCCUCGCCUGAGGCCAUAUCAUAAUUCCGAAUCAUGUCUGAUAACGGAGAACUGGAAGACAAGCCUCCAGCGCCUCCCGUGCGAAUGAGCAGUACCAUUUUUAGCACCGGAGGCAAGGACCCUUUGUCAGCCAAUCACAGUUUGAAACCUUUGCCUUCUGUUCCAGAGGAAAAAAAGCCCAGGAAUAAAAUCAUCUCUAUAUUCUCAGGCACAGAGAAAGGAAGUAAGAAGAAAGAAAAGGAACGGCCAGAAAUUUCUCCUCCAUCUGAUUUUGAGCACACCAUCCAUGUUGGCUUUGAUGCAGUUACUGGAGAAUUCACUGGCAUGCCAGAACAGUGGGCUCGAUUAUUACAGACCUCCAAUAUCACCAAACUAGAGCAAAAGAAGAAUCCGCAGGCUGUGCUGGAUGUCUUAAAGUUCUAUGACUCCAACACAGUGAAGCAGAAAUAUCUGAGCUUUACUCCUCCUGAGAAAGAUGGCUUCCCUUCUGGAACACCAGCACUGAGUACCAAGGGAUCAGAAACGUCAGCAGUCGUGACAGAGGAAGAUGACGAUGAUGAAGAGGCUGCUCCCCCUGUUAUUGCCCCGCGGCCGGAUCACACAAAAUCAAUUUAUACACGGUCUGUAAUUGACCCUAUUCCUGCACCAGUUGGCGAUUCUAAUGUUGAUGGCGGUGCCAAGUCUUCUGACAAACAGAAAAAGAAGACCAAAAUGACAGAUGAAGAGAUUAUGGAGAAAUUAAGAACUAUUGUGAGCAUAGGUGACCCUAAGAAAAAAUACACAAGAUAUGAAAAAAUUGGGCAAGGGGCUUCUGGUACAGUUUUCACUGCUACUGAUGUGGCAUUGGGACAGGAGGUUGCUAUCAAACAGAUUAAUUUACAGAAACAGCCAAAGAAGGAAUUAAUCAUUAAUGAAAUUCUGGUGAUGAAAGAAUUAAAGAAUCCCAACAUAGUUAACUUCUUGGACAGUUACCUGAUGGGAGAUGAACUGUUCGUGGUAAUGGAGUACCUUGCUGGGGGAUCACUUACUGAUGUUGUAACAGAAACCUGCAUGGAUGAAGCACAGAUUGCUGCUGUAUGCAGAGAGUGUUUACAGGCAUUGGAGUUUUUACAUGCUAAUCAAGUGAUCCACAGAGACAUCAAAAGUGACAACGUGCUUUUGGGGAUGGAAGGAUCGGUUAAACUUACUGACUUUGGGUUCUGCGCCCAGAUCACCCCUGAGCAGAGCAAGCGAAGUACCAUGGUUGGAACGCCGUACUGGAUGGCCCCAGAGGUGGUUACACGGAAAGCUUAUGGCCCUAAAGUGGACAUAUGGUCUCUGGGUAUCAUGGCUAUUGAGAUGGUAGAAGGAGAGCCUCCAUACCUCAAUGAAAAUCCCUUGAGGGCCUUGUACCUGAUAGCAACUAAUGGAACUCCAGAACUUCAGAAUCCAGAGAAACUUUCCCCAAUAUUUCGGGAUUUCUUAAACCGUUGUUUGGAGAUGGAUGUGGAGAAAAGGGGUUCGGCCAAAGAAUUGUUACAGCAUCCCUUCCUGAAACUGGCCAAACCCUUGUCCAGCCUGACACCACUGAUCAUGGCAGCUAAAGAAGCGAUGAAGAGUAAUCGUUAGCAUCAUUGCCGUGGCCUCGUAUUCUUUCUUCCAUUUUCUAAAAAGAAAUCUUUUAAUAUAUGAAAAUUAUUACUCUUUUGGGGUUUAAAGAAAUGGUCUGCAUAACCUGGAGGAAAAAGCAAACUACUACUUCCUGAAGACAACCAAGAGAAAAUUGCAAAACAGAAUGACAACUUUCCGUUGACUCCCUUCUUUAUAGGGUCCAAAAGGAAUUGUGCACUGAAUCACUAGCCUUACUUUUUUCAGCAGACAGCCCAUCAGGCCCAUUUAUCGUUCUCGAGAUUUGCAUUUUAUUUUGCUGACUUCAUCAUGAUAGAUCCCAUUCAUUGUCCCUUUGGGGGAGUAUUUUCAAUACUUGAAUGGCAGAUUGGAGUUUUUCAGAGUAUUUGUUUCAUCUGCUGGUCUUUUCUCUCUUUUUCAUAGCCUUCUUUUUCCUUUCCUUCCUCCAUUGAGUUGCUUUGAAAGUUUUUUCUUGUGCCUAAAUUCAAGGCAAAUGUAAUAAAAACUGUGUAGCUCCUUAUAUUGGCAGAGGAGCUCAAAAUCGGUUAGCUUUGUAUAGAAGUUAGGACCAGCUAUUACUGCAUGUAAUAUUUCAGUUCAUAAUUUGAACUGAAGGAAGGGAAGAAAAACGUGAUUUUUACCUUUUUUAACAAAUGUGAAAGAGUCAGUUUUAGAAAUUUCAUGGUAGUGAGUUGUUUGGCAUUUGUUACAUGUAUAGAGAGACUAAUAAUCUAUAUUUAUAACUAAAUCAUUGAGACAGAAAAAGAAUCCCAUUGAUUAUACAUCCUUACAAUUUUGUUUCUUUUCUGACUAUAUCCUCUUCAGAUUGGGCUUCAGGAACCAAAGUGAUUUGUUCUUUCUUGUUCCAACUUGGGCUUUGUGACUGGUUGGUAUUGCUACUUUGCCCUUCCUCCUUUUACCUUCAUUUUGGAAAUAAGUUUCUGUAUAUGUUGUAAUUUUAGUUAGUUUGUUUUUUUAAUUAACCCUCUCUCACCCUACUCUACCCUUCCCCCUUUGGUAAAUAAUAUAAUAACCAUUAAAUUUUCAGAAUUUAAAAAUUAAUUUUUUCUUCCAUUUAAAGGAGAAAAAUACUUCGAGCUAGCAGAAACAAAGUGAGAGAAUAGAACUUUGGUGAGCUCUAAAAUAAUUAGAUAAGAUUAUAUUCUUGAAAGAGAAAUGACAGUUGCGUAGAGAUGCAGCUUCUGAUCAGUAAACUACAGAGAUUUGUUAUAAACAUUGUUUCCAGCCCAUUACCAACAUUUUACUAUCUAUGAGAACUUAAGUCACAAAGUACUUCAUAAAUUCAUGGAUUAUUUGAGAUGUUGAGUUACGUUAGAUUUUUUCAAAUCGUGUAAAAAAAAAAAAAACUGGAGAAGAGAAAUGAAAUGUGCUUGUUGAUAGCAAUACUUUUUUUAUUUUAAAAAUUUGAAGAGGGUCUGUGACCUGUAGCAGUAAUUAUGAGAGUGCCCUUUCUUCUCCACACCCCUUCUGCUCUCUUUUCUGUCCUUAUUUUUUAUUGUUUGGCUUGUGGAAGCGGUGUUGCCCCUUCUGACAUGCCUCAAGCCACAUAAAAGAGAAAAAUCUGGUGUCGUUCAGGCAGUUUGUUCCCCACCACCACUCCUCAUUAACUUCACACCUACUCUCCAUCCUGCCGUAGUACAGGCCAUGAACAAAAAUAAGUUUGAUGUUUUGAACUACAUUAGGGGAACGAAUAGAGUUUUAUUUCUUAUCAUUUUCCUCACAUCUGUGUUAAGAUAUUAGGAUAGAAAUGGCUGUUUUUCAUUGAUAAUGCAAGAUUUUCACAAAACUGAGUAAAAUAAUUAGUGAAACUUAUCUAGAGCACUUACUGGUCUCUGUUUUCAGUUUGAUUCUUGAUUUCAUUUUUCUCUGGAUUAUAUUGGCCCCUACAGCUAUUACUAAAUUACAGAAACAAGCUGGUUUAUUUCUGGUGAAAAUCUACAGUGCCACUUGGGUUUCAGAUUUGAACAUUCUGUGUAAAUCAUUGUUUGGGUGGAUUAUGAUAAAGACGACGCUACCAAUGAAAUAGAAAAUCAACCAGAUGUUAAGACCGAUCGUCAUGACCACUCUGGAAGGCCCUUCUAUACAUACGUCAUAGAGACCAUGUUCAUUGAAUCCAGUGCCAAUGCCCCAUUUUUAUGCCUGUGACUCAACAAAGGUCUUUCCAGUUUUUAGAAGCAGUUUGGGAUUUGUAUUUACAACUUCUUUGAGGGUUACCUGCACGUCCAUUGCUGGCAACGGACUUUGUCAUUAAAACCUGACUCCUAGGUUAAGGGAGCUACACUGUGGUUUAUUCUUUACUUAUGGAUAAACUAACUUGUAAUAGAAAUAUACUUUGGUUAAUUCUGAAGUGUGUCAUUUUUAAACAAAGUAAUCCUAAAAGCAAUAUGGAAUUGUGAUUUAUUAGUUAAUUUUAAAUUAAAAUGUCUGUCAGAUCUUGUUAAAAAAAAAUUAUAUCUGAAUCAAGAUUCAUGUUUUUUUAAUGACUGCCUUUUGUAUUCACCCUUUUUGUCAUCACUUCAGAAUGAAAAUUCCCAUUGAAAUCUAAAA